This is a messenger RNA of Geosmithia morbida, 2994 nucleotides long. Its product is annotated as CorA-like Mg2+ transporter protein. The coding region runs from base 1 to 2994 and encodes 997 amino acids. Gene Ontology annotation, molecular function: metal ion transmembrane transporter activity. Lineage: Eukaryota; Fungi; Ascomycota; Sordariomycetes; Hypocreales; Bionectriaceae. The record is from RefSeq and is a predicted model, not a curated record. Gene Ontology annotation, cellular component: membrane. Gene Ontology annotation, biological process: metal ion transport; transmembrane transport. The transcript is spliced from 8 exons.
AUGUUCACACUCGGUAGUGCGGGACGCCAUAGUCAUGCAUGCAGCCGGCAUAAGCAUUUAGGCAUAAUGAGCAGCCACGCUUUUCUGUACUAUGAAGCGGAGCUGUACGAGACACCCACUUGCAGGGAUGUUUGUCGACUGUUUAGAUACCAGGAAGCCAAGAGGAGAAGCGAUUACCAGUUUCGUAUGAACCAGGGUCGUGACUGGCAUCCGCUGGCGACACUCCGCAUCACCGAGCCUACCAAUGGAACCAGCGGCGCCUCAUCGUCGACGGCAGCGUACAAGUACGACUACAAUGUGGAGGACGUCUACGUGGACCCGGACCAGGCUCCCGACGUGUGGGCCGAGUUCCUCCGGACGCGAAUAGCCCGGCGGCGCGGACUGUAUGAGGGGCUCGACCCACCCAGUCAGCAGCACAUCCGCAAGGAGGUGCAGCGCAUCCAGUACUUCCGCGCACACUUCAAGGACUACCGGGUGUUCCCGAAGGACAGCCUGCCGCUGGUGGCACUGCUGGACGACUCGCGCACCAAGUGGCGCGACAUCGCGCAGCGGCGGGCGGCCGACGAGCUGGCCAGGGUGCAGCGGGAGAUUGACAGGUACGGCGAGGCCCCGAUGCUGCUGCGCAACCGCGACAUCCUGCUGCAGGUGCAGGACUGGAAGUCCAAGGACUAUGCGGCCGCGCGGGACGCCAUGAGCCCCGGGGGUUACAUGGACGGCCUCGGUAGCGAGGGUGAGGUGGCCGCGAGCACCACCGACGACCCCAAGAAGCCCGACUACGGGUACAACGGGUGGGUGGCCGUGUGGGACAAGGGCAAGGGCCGCGUGUCCAUCGACCACCCGCUCGUCAUGGGGUCGUUCCCCCACCAGAAGAUUUCGAUCCAGCAGUUCCUCUACAACAAGGAGAACACGCCGCUCCGCCGCUCCCCGCGCAAGGACCGCCUGCGCUACUUCCACCUACCCGCCAACAACAUGCGCUGGGUCGAGGAGGCCAUGUCCCGAUACUACGGUGAGGACGGCGUCAACUUUGACGGGAAGAACGCCCACGCCCUCAAGCACAACUCGCAGCGUCUCCUGAGGAACGAGCUGUGGCGCGGCCAGCAGCGCGGGGGCAAGGGGCUUCCCGUGCAUGCUAGACAAAUCGGGGCGCGGUGCUCUGUUGUGCCCUCGGCGCCGCCCGAGCACAAGAGUCGUCGCGAAACGCCUUCUUCCUCCAAGGACGUCAUCAUCUUUAUGCCGUACCUUCAUUGGGAAGUGGAGAAACGUCUUCAGCGGAUGAACCAGUUCAUCCAGAUGGCCAAGUCGCGCAAGGAGCGCGAGGACCGUCUCCGCCGCGUCAGCACGACGGGACACAGGGGCCAUAUGGCCAACGUCGCGCAGAAAAAGGUGGCGCAGAAUAUGCAACACCAGGCCCCCAGGCUCAUGACGGGCUUUGAGGAGACAGAACCCAUCGCCGCCUUUGGCAGCCAGAGGUGGCGGCCUCAGACACCGCUAGCAAAGUACAUCUGGCACGCGGCAAAGCUGCACCAGAUCAUUGACGAGGCCGCCGACGGCAGGCUGAUCGAGGACCACCUCUACUCGACGCCCCCGCUUCACAUGCGCAGGACCCUGGAGCAGUUCUACUACUGGACCGCCGAGGACACCAAGCACAGGGACAGGGAGCAGAUUACCUGCCGGGCCACCAAGCAUCACGGCGACGAUCCGGACCCGGAGGCCACGUCGCGUCUAGUCAUGGUAGACCAGCUAUGGUUAUGGAUCCUGGAUGACAAUACCGUCAUUUCCAGCUUCCCCAGGAGGUGGGGUCGCAACAAGCCCGAUCCGUCUGCCGUCCAUCGUGGCAUCCGAGAUCGCAUAGGGUCCCUCGACGAUGACGAGAUCCAGAGCGUCUACGACAUUGCCUUUAUUGUGAUUGAUGAGUGCUCCAAGGUCUUCUUUGACCAGACGAAGCCUCUCGACCAGCGUCCCGAGGUUGUGGACCUGUUUAGCUCUGCCAUAUCCCAGAUUGCCGAGAACAAGACGAUUGCGUACGAGGGGUUCGGCCGCGACGUCAGCCGCAUCAGCAUCGAUCACUUCCAGUCAGCCGAGCACCUCCUCCGCAGGUCCCUCAACAUCGGCUUCGAGUGGGCCAUCCUCGCCGAGGCCCAGCAGGUCAUUGACGAGCUGCAGAUCAUGCAGGAGAUCUUCACCCAGCAGAUGUCCGUCAUGCGAGAUCUAGGUAGGGCCCUCAACUCCCUGACCAACCGCACCUUCCACCCUGCGGAUGACGGUCAGGCCCUGGAGGAUCACCUCAAGGCCUGCGAGGACAUCGAGUCGGUCAUCACCGACAUGGAUCAGAGAAGGGAGGAGCUGGCCAGCAUGGAGAGGCUGCAGACGAAAACUCGUGCUCAGGUGCGCGAACUUCUCGACAUGAAGCAGCAGCAAGCCAACAUCAUCGAGGCCAAAGCUGCUAUCCGGCGUGCAGACGAAUCUGUCCUCCAGGGGCGAUCCAUUGUCGUGUUCACCGUCGUGACUAUCUUCUUCCUCCCCCUAUCCUUUGUCAGCUCUGUCUUUGGCAUGAAUGCGAUCGAACUCAGCAACGACGGUCUCACGCCCCUCAGCACGCAGUUUAAAUACAUGUUCGGCAUCUCCGCCGCCGUCAUCAUCCUCUCUCUAUCCAUCGCAUUCAGCGAGUGGAUCCGCACCGCCAUCUCCGUCACCUUCAGCCUAGUCUACAUCUCGGUGCAGGACCGGAUGGGCUGGCGCAACAGGAGGAUGCGGUACGACUCGACGAGCAUGCGCAACCUGCAGCGUGAGAGGAUGAAGCAGCUCGAGAGCCGGGAGCGGGAACGCCGCCUGACCGAGAUCAACCAGCGCACCCAGACGCUGCAGGCCAUGCAGCAUCAGCAGGAGCAGCAGGAGCGCUCUACGUGGGACGUCAGGCGGCUGGGCGAGAGGGGGUUCUUCGGUCUGCGGAGGAAGAAGCCCAUAUCGAAUGGACAAGCCGUGGCUGUCGUAUGA